Podarcis muralis (Common wall lizard) is the source of this 1285-nucleotide messenger RNA. The record is from RefSeq and is a predicted model, not a curated record. Lineage: Eukaryota; Metazoa; Chordata; Lepidosauria; Squamata; Lacertidae.
AUUCCCAGGGUGCCUCACACUCAGCAUAGAUAGGCCUGUUGCAUUGCUGGGAGUGGUGUGGUCAAGGUAUCCCGGCUGGUGACCCUUUCCAUCAAUGAUGUCAGGAGGAGGAGUGAGUAUGACGAAAUCCCUCAUUGCUCAGAGGAACCUGAACAUUCCAGUGGAGAAAGAGUCCCCAGAGAGUAUAUCCCAAGCCUUAGCUUCUCUUCAUACCCUCCGGCUAGACAGAGAGAGAAUUAGCUGCAUCGCAAAUCUGCAAGGUUUAGAGCAGGUCCACAGCCUGUACCUGCAACAGAACCAAAUAGAGAAAAUUGAGAACUUGAGCUGCUUUCCAAACUUGACUUUUCUGACAUUAGCCGGGAACCGCAUUAGCCAAGUGGAGAACCUCCAUAGUCUCCCGAAGCUGCAGUUUCUGGAUCUCUCACAGAACCGCAUUGAAACACUGGACACAGGUACAGCUUUCCCCACACUCGGCUUCACCACUUGCAACACUCUCUUGUGGACUAUCAAGUCUCCUGGGAUCCAUUGUGGAAAACAACUCACCCAUCCGUCUACUCUGCUUCCCCGAUUCUGCCUAACUUUCUGUACAGAUGAGCUGCCCCGGAGCCUCGUGAUCCUUGACCUGACAAGAAACGAAUGCACUAAGGAGAACAGCUACAGGGAGCGCGUGUUGGCAGCUCUGCCCCAUCUGAAAGAACUGGAUACGCAGGCUGUUCCCAAUCAGAAAGACACCGUCCAAACUGAAGAAGAGGAGGAGGACUGUUCAGAAGACAGCGACGAGGAUUGGUCUGAUCUCGCUAUACCUCUGAGCGUAGAAAAAGACUUCUUUGCCGACCUCCGUGAGGAGUUAAGAGCCCACUCAGCCCAGCGGAGGGAGGAGGAAGCCAGGGAAUACGAAGACCGCUUGGAGGAGCUGAGGCAGAUGCAGAAUCUGAGAGAGCUGGUGUUCAACACAACGGAAAGGCCGCCCUGGCCAUUCGGUGUACCGGAAAUAAUAUCCGCAGCCCCAGAGGGGAGCGUGCUCCAAAGUGAAUAUCACCAUCACCCUCCUUCCAACCUUUCGAAAACGGCAAACCCAACACCCAAAAAGGGGCCAAUAGCCUCAAAGGGGAAGGCUGGCGGCUCAAGUCCAGCUCAGCUGAAAGCUUCAAAGGGAGAGGGGUCUGGUGUAACGAAAACCACAAGCAAAGGUGUAAAGAAAUGAUUAGUGCAUCCUUUUGCUUUUCGUUUUUAAUUUCUGCUUUAUUCUGUCAAACAAAUACAAUACUUCCUUGAAUCUAAUCGG